Entrophospora sp. SA101 is the source of this 1830-nucleotide messenger RNA. NCBI's taxonomy places the organism in Eukaryota, Fungi, Glomeromycota, Glomeromycetes, Entrophosporales, Entrophosporaceae. The record is from the annotation of a GenBank genome assembly.
AUGGACAAUUAUUACGAUAACAAUCCAAGUAAAAGAAUAGAAAAAAUUAAAGCAAAAUCAAAAACAAUCAUUAGUGAUUUACCAAAAAAUAGCAUAAAAUAUGUUUUAUCAUUAUUUCCAAUUCUAUUUUGGAUAAAAAAUUAUAAUUUGAUAUGGCUUUCGGGUGACAUAGUCGCAGGGUUGACAGUUGGCUCAGUCGUAAUACCACAAGGAAUGGGAUAUGCUGUUUUAGCUUCGCUGGAACCUGAAUAUGGAUUAUAUUCAUCGUUUGUUGGUGUAUCAAUAUAUUGCUUAUUCUCCACUUCGAAGGAUAUCACUAUAGGACCAACCGCUGUAAUGUCAUUAUUGAUUGGUCAGAUAAUAACUGAAAUAGAAAAAAAUAACCCUGAUAUAUAUUCUGCUCCACAAAUUGCCAUCUCCUUGGCUUUGAUCUGUGGUUUGAUUUCUCUGGUAAUUGGUUUAUUAAGACUUGGGAUCAUUGUUGAUUUUAUCCCUGCCCCUGUUGUUGCCGGAUUUACUACUGGAUCAGCCAUAACAAUCACUAUUCCUAAAUUGUUGGGAAUAACAAAUAUUGAUAGUAAAGAAGCAGCAUAUUUGGUAUUAGGAAAAUCUUUAGGAGGGUUACCACGUGUAAAAAUAGACGCAGCAUUAGGAAUAUUUUCAUUGGUUUACUUGUACGGAUUAAAACAUGGAUCAAGAUAUUUGGCAAAACGUUAUCCAACAAAAGAGAGAUUGUUUUUCUUUAUUGAAAUAUUAAGAAACAUUACUGUGGUUAUCAUUUGUACACUUAUUGCAUUCCUAUUGAAUAUUGGUAAAGAUACAAAUCCAUUCAAAAUAUUGAAGAACGUACCAAGUGGAUUCUCUCACAUUGGACCUGCAUAUCUUGAUUUGCCAUUAAUGAGAUUGAUUGCAAACUAUUUGCCUAGUGUCACAAUAAUCAUGAUAUUAGAACAUGUCGCAAUCGCCAAAAGUUUUGGUAGAAUAAAUAAUUAUAAAAUAAAUUCAAAUCAAGAAUUAAUCGCUAUAGGGACAACUAAUAUACUUGGUUCGUUUUUUGGUUCAUAUCCUACAACUGGGUCGUUUUCUAGAACUGCUUUAAAAGCAAAAUCAGGUGUUAGAACCCCUUUAGCUGGGGUAUUUGCUGGUAUAUUAGUAAUACUGGCAUUAUUUUUCUUGACUGAGGCUUUUUAUUAUAUUCCUGAUGCUGUUUUAGCAGCCAUCAUCAUACAUGCAGUACUUACACUUUUGGUGAUAUUAGUACGUUUAGCAAGAGCAAAAUAUGAAAUAUUGGGAAAAAUCAAAUUAGCAACAAUUCAACCACCUGAUGGAGUAUUAAUAUUUAGAUUGGAUGAAUCAUUGACCUAUCCAAAUGCUUCAUACAUUGAUGAUCAAAUUGUAAAAUACUGCAAGAAGAACACUCAAAGAGUUUACCAGCCACCACUAAAAAAAGGUGAUCGGCCAUGGAAUGAUUUUACAGUUUACGGUGAUGCCAGUAAAGAAGAGGAGGUAGAAAAUUCAAAAAAACCAAUUCUGAAUGCUAUAGUAUUUGAUUUUAUCGCAGUCGGUUCCUUGGAUUCAACUGGACUACAAUUUUUAAUUGAUAUGAAAAAGGAGUUGAACAAGUAUUCUGGACAUCAUGUAGAAUAUCAUUUUGCCAAUGUUAUCAGUACUAGUAUUAAAAAUAGUUUAAUUGUCGGUGGGUUUGGAACUUUAGAAGGUGAAAGUGGGCAUGUUACGGAAGGUGAUGUUGUAGAACAAAUUGCAUUAAGUCAUAAUGAUACAAUCAAUGAAAAUAAAUGUAAAAAUUCAAAUUUUAAGAUUACAUUUUAA